UCACAAGGUGAAGUCACUCACUCCUCCUCCUCCUCCUCUCUCAUGUCUCGUCUCUCACUUUCCUCUUACUUUUUCUGCACGUUGUGUUUGACUCCACAACACAUCUGAUUUUUAACAGGGACCACAAGUGAUUGUGGAUUUUCUGCGUUAACACUCGGUCAUUUUGUGCGUAAAAGCAUCCAUCAUUCCUCCAUCUGUCCACACGGAUGUGCAGCCUCAAGGAGAGGAUAUGUACCCGGGCAUAAUGACCACCAACCACGGACCCCCUUCCUAUGAGGCCGGAUUUCUGCACAACGCCUCGGCGGGCACCUCCCCGGUCUAUGUGCCCACGACGCGGGUCGUCACCCCCAUGAUCCCGGCGCUGCCUUACCUCCAGACGCCCGGUGCGUCGCAGCAGAGCAGCCCCGUGUCGAGCCACUCCGCCUGGGCGCAGCCAGGCGCGGACUCGGUGCCCUCAUACAACCACUCCCCGGUGUCCUCUCGCUUCACCUUCUCCAGCAGCCCACCUAUGUCCUCCGGGGUGGCCGCGGCCCGGGAGGUGGCAGCCUCUUACUCCAGCCCGCUAAACAUCUCCGCGAACGGCAGGGAGCACUACGGCGCCCGGGGCCUCAGCGGGUCGUACCACAGCCCGUACACGGCCUACAUGACCCCGAACAUGGGCGGAACGUGGCCGGCGUCCCCGUUCGAUAGCCAGGUCCUCCACGGUCUCCAAGCCGGUGCUACUCCAACACGGCAUCCAAACAUAGAUUUGUUCGAUGACUUCGCUGAGGGCCGAGAGUGCGUAAACUGUGGGGCGAUGUCGACCCCCCUCUGGAGGCGGGACGGCACCGGCCACUACCUGUGCAACGCCUGCGGGCUGUACCACAAGAUGAACGGCAUCAACAGGCCCCUCAUCAAACCCCAGCGACGACUGUCUGCCUCAAGAAGGGUGGGCCUGUCCUGCACCAACUGUCACACCACCACCACCACCCUGUGGAGACGAAACGCAGAGGGAGAGCCGGUCUGCAACGCCUGCGGCCUCUACAUGAAACUCCACGGGGUACCACGACCCCUGGCUAUGAAGAAAGAGGGGAUCCAGACCCGCAAACGCAAACCCAAGAACCUCAACAAGUCCCAAACCGGGACUCCAGGCUGUGAGGGGAAUCAAGUCACACCUUGCAGCACUCCCCGUCACGCCACCGGCAGCAUCAGCCUAAGCAGCGGCGGCAGCACAGAGGAGCCUCGUCAGAUAAAGACAGAACCGGAGGCUCACAGCUUGUUCUCACACCACAGCGCACACUCACAGAUUUCCGCACUGCCGGCUUACAUGGCAGCUCAAGGUGGAGCCAUUCCUCUCAAGAUGUCCCCCGGGGGCCACAGCGGAUCCUCUGGAUCCAAAGCUGAGCCGUGGAGCAGCCUAAUCCUGGCUUAGAAGACCUACAACCCAGAACCAACUCAUCUUUAAACUCUCCUGACAGACAAGAGUGCUGGGAACGUGGACCACUGCUGUGGAUGCGGAUGAUUCCACCCAGCCUGUUUGUGCAGGGCAGAGAUAUGAGACAGGAAAAUGAAGGGCACUACAAAGAUGGACGUCUGCCGGGAUGGAGUUUGACAGUUAUGAAGGAGCAGCUCUGUGAUUCAACCCAAAUGCAAACUUUGAUAUGUAAAAAACACCAACUUUGUUAGACAAAAGGUUUUCUCGCAAUGCGAGUUUGUGACACAAACUGUGACAUAAGCCAGUGACAAAUAACAGUAGUGGUCAGACUUUAUCUCACUGAGUUAUUUUUAUUUCAAUCAAUUUUUUCAUUUUGAGGAUAAUAUUGAGGACAAUCUCCCAAAGAAAUGAAAGUAAUGAAUUACAGUUUAGCACCAUGGACCAUUCAUAUAAAUAAGAAAAGAAACUUACCUGAGUAGUACAUUUGUAAAAGAUGUCUGAACUCAGUAGCAAUGUCUCACGAUGGGACACAACUAAUGUGCUGCUAACAUAAUGCAACACUAUGGAACAUUUCAUACAAAAGGAUUUUAAAGGUUCACUUACUUGGAUUAGGGAGAUUAUUGUCACUUAAAUUCCCACUCCUCACCCCAAACAUCUGUUCUUGCUCUAUGCAACCCUGGUGAAGGGUUAUGAUCUUCUAUGAGAAGUGUGGAACCAGUCAAAGCUUCAAUUGCCAAAAUCAGGUCCAGCAAGUUCCUUCCAGAGGAGUAAUAAAAAAAAAAAACAGUGUUUAUCUUCAAUGUUCAGCAAAGAAACAUUUAAAAUAUGCAGAAUUCUCAACAGAGUUUGGUGCAUUUGUUACAGAAACAGCUUCCUGUUCAGGAAGCCGGGGACCAUGGGUAAUAUCCACUGUUCAGUUGAGUCUCAGCUCGGUCGGUGGGACUACGCAGUCUUUGUUUUUCCUCUACAUGAAAACCACUUUAUCGCUCGGACAUGGAGCUCAACAGAAUGAAUCACGGCCCAUGGCUGCUGAGGGCGCUGCUGCUCAAUAACAAUGACAUAGUGUUGCUUUAAUAAACCACACGCCUCAGUUUUCAGUAUUUUCAAUGUGACUUUGUGUAAUUUCCCAAAGUAACUGGUGCAUUGUUUUGUUGUUUUUGCGAGGCAAGUUGCUGUGGAGCUUUUUACAUGCAAGUUUUACUUUAUUCAAGCACCUCAGUUGUAUUCGGGCAGCAGCAAAAGUCUGAGCAGCUUUUACCUCCACAUUAAGAAAACACAAACAUGGCCAAACAUUGUGUGAUUGGGUUUAUUAAAGAUCAUUUUAUACAGUCGGGUUUAAUCACAUAUAUUUAAUUCCAAUGACUGUGACGUCUAAUUAAAAUUAAUCUAAUUAAGACUUUUUAGCCAAACAAACAUAGUGAAACUAAGAGAACUGCUCUUGACAUCCAUCACUCCUCAACACCAGUGAUAAUAUGACCCUCAGUGAAAAAAGACACAUGACCCACUCAUUGCAAUAGGAGCUGCUCCCUGGUGGACUGGAUCAGCUUCACUUUGUCCUUUAGAUGUAAAGUAAAAAUCCACACAUCAGUAUUGUCAACUGUAUGAAAAGAUAAAUGAAAAACUAUUAUGAAAGAUGCACAUGACAAAUAUGAUGCGGACGGACUGUCCCACAGCUCCCUCUGCUGACACAAGUACAAUAGUGCAUCCACACGAGGAGCCUCCUAAACACUUUCCAAGAUAAACAAUCCUCCAUCUAUUUAUUAUUAUAGAGCCAACUCAAACCACAUUAUCAUCUAGUAAUCAUCUAUAAUAUAUAUCAAGGUUGUUUGAUAAACUAUAUGAAGGAGAAGUUUACAGUAUGAUAGCGACACUGCUUGAAUUUUCCUGUGACAAGCAUGGAGGCAACAUGUGUAAAUGUGGGAUUCUGUAAUUUACCUAAAUAAGCAUAUGAGCGUGUAUGUAAAAAACAAACUCCACUCCAGUAUAAUUGUGUAAUACACCAUUUGUGAUAUAUUGUAAGUAAAGACACAAUGAGAGACAAA
Messenger RNA from Platichthys flesus (European flounder), 3456 nucleotides. RefSeq names its product GATA binding protein 4 (gene gata4). Gene Ontology annotation, cellular component: nucleus. Gene Ontology annotation, molecular function: zinc ion binding; RNA polymerase II cis-regulatory region sequence-specific DNA binding; DNA-binding transcription factor activity, RNA polymerase II-specific. NCBI's taxonomy places the organism in Eukaryota, Metazoa, Chordata, Actinopteri, Pleuronectiformes, Pleuronectidae. Gene Ontology annotation, biological process: positive regulation of transcription by RNA polymerase II; negative regulation of transcription by RNA polymerase II; cell fate commitment. The transcript has 6 exons. The coding region runs from base 230 to 1411 and encodes 393 amino acids. The record is from RefSeq and is a predicted model, not a curated record.